Messenger RNA from Salvelinus fontinalis (brook trout), 14275 nucleotides. RefSeq names its product dedicator of cytokinesis protein 3-like. The coding region runs from base 636 to 7070 and encodes 2144 amino acids. Gene Ontology annotation, molecular function: small GTPase binding; guanyl-nucleotide exchange factor activity. The record is from RefSeq and is a predicted model, not a curated record. The transcript is spliced from 54 exons. Gene Ontology annotation, cellular component: plasma membrane; cytoplasm. Gene Ontology annotation, biological process: small GTPase-mediated signal transduction. Lineage: Eukaryota; Metazoa; Chordata; Actinopteri; Salmoniformes; Salmonidae.
GAGUAUCCCGUUCACACACUCUCCAGUUUCAUCGUAAACAACUGGACAUCUCUCUCUCUCUCCGUGCUGUUGCGACAUUCACUCUCGGGGGUCUUGAAAUGGUCGAUUUGCUAUUCCAUAGUGACAUAAGAUCAUUUUAAAGCUUGUUUUAUGAAUUCAUCCGACUCAAAACGAGUUUGUGACUGACAGACAGCGGUAUUCAGACAGAAGACGAGACUGCUGUGCUGUGCGCUGGUCGAAAUAAAUAAAUAACAGCUUUCUCCAUUCUGGCUUCUGGCAGUGGACGGCGCGAGAUGCUGCGGCUGCAUUGAUAGAGUUGGUAGAAGGGAUUCACACAGAAGUGACGAGGCAGCCUCAGCCAGGGCUUAGGCUACGGAUAGGAUAAUAACCUAGCACUGAUUGCGAUAGACUGAGUGAACGUUGUUGUAUGACAGACAGCAAGAAGAUGCACUAAGGACCGGAAGAGAAAAUGCUUCGUUUGAGAGUCGAAAUAUGAACGCACAUUCCACUUUGGUUUUCUUUUAUUUGCAGUGAUAUAUUUCCGUGGAUCUGAGCGGUUUAAACAACUUUUCGUGGUCCUUUUUCCAUGAUAACGGCAGAACCGGGCUUGAUUUACCGGGAAUUUCACCAGGAUCAUGUGGACCCCGACGGAGGAGGAGAAAAUCGGAGUUGUGAUCUGUACGUUUCGAGGGACCGUGACGCAGGGUCUGUCUCUGGAGAUAGGAGAGACAAUUCAGAUACUGGAGAAAUGUGAAGGAUGGUACCGAGGAUUCUCCACCAGGAAGCCUACAAUCAAGGGAAUCUUCCCGACCAGCUACAUUCACUUGAAGAAGGCCAUCGUAACCAACAGAGGGCAGUAUGAGACUGUGGUACCAGUAGAAGACCCCAUAGUGACGGAGGUGACCUCCACUCUGCAGGAAUGGGCCUUGCUAUGGAAGCAGCUUUACGUGAAACACAAGGUGGACUUGUUCUACAAGCUGCGUCACGUGAUGAACGAGCUGUUUGACCUUCGGAGACAGAUGUUGUCUGGUCACCUGACACAGGACCAGGUCAAAGACGUCAAGAGACACAUCACCAUCCGCCUGGACUGGGGCAACGAACACCUGGGCCUGGACCUCGUACCCAGGAAGGAGUUUGAAAUGGUGGAUGCAGACCAGAUCAGCGUCUCAGACUUAUACAAAAUGCAUCUGUCCAGCAGACACAGUGUCCAGCAAAGCACAACCCAGGCUGACAGUGUGCGUCGGGGCCACGGUGUAGAGCCCUGUCGUAUCCCCGUCCCUCACCACCUGUUCGUCAGCCUGAAGAGCUUCACCUACAACACCAUGGGAGAAGACACAGACAUCUUCUUCUCUCUCUACGACCUCCGGGAGGGGAAACAGAUCAGUGAGAAAUUUAUGGUGAGACUGAACAAGAAUGAAGGUCCCAAGAACACAGACAAGGUUGAUCGUUUGUGUGCUCUGUUCACGGAUUUAAGUAAUAAAGACAUGAAGCGGGACCUGUAUAUUGUUUCACAAGUCAUCAGAACCGGUCGGAUGCUGCUGAAUGACUCUAAGAAGGGUCCUCCUCACGUCCAGUACAGAAGACCGUACGGCUGUGCUGUGCUGGCCAUGAGUGAUGUACUACAGACCAUCUCAGAGCUGAAGGAGGAGAAGGACUUUGUACUCAAAGUCUACACAUGUAACAAUGAGAACGAGUGGUACCAGAUCCAUGAAAACAUCAUAAGAAAAUCCAGCACCAAGUACACAGCGCCCAGCACCAACUAUGGUCUGAUCAUCUCUCUCCAGCUGCUGAGAGGAGAGAUGGAACAAAUCAGGAGAGAGAACCCUAUGAUUUUCAAUAGGGGCGUGGCCAUUACACGCAAGCUGGGCUUCCCCGAUGUCAUCAUGCCAGGUGACAUCCGUAACGACCUGUACCUCACCUUGGAGAGAGGGGACUUUGAGAGGGGAGGAAAGAGUGUCCAGAAGAACAUCGAGGUCACCGUCUACGUGCUCUACGCAGACGGAGAGAUACUCAAAGACUGUAUCAGCCUGGGCAGUGGUGAAGCCCACAUCAGUGAACACCGCUCCUUUGUCCUCUACCACAACAACAGCCCUCGCUGGAGCGAGGUGGUUAAACUGCCCAUUCCCAUAGACCGCUUCAGAGGAUCACACCUGCGCUUCGAGUUCAGACACUGCUCCACCAAAGACAAGGCGGAGAAGAAGCUGUUUGGCUUUGCCUUCACACCACUGAUGAGAGAGGAUGGGACAACGCUGUCAGACGAGAAUCACGAGCUCUAUGUCUACAAGUGUGAUGAGAACGCUACGUUCAGUAACCAUGCGUUGUACCUGGGUCUGCCCUGCUGUAAGGAGGACUUCAACGGCUGUCCCAACAUACCCUCCAGCCUCAUCUUCCAACGCAGCACCAAGGAAACCCUCUGGAUCUCCACACAGCUCUCCUCCACCAAGCUCACACAGAAUGUGGACCUGCUUGCAUUGUUGAAGUGGAAGGCACACCCAGACAGAGUGAUGGACAUCCUGGGGCGCCUACGCCACGUCAGUGGAGAGGAGAUUGUCAAGUUCCUCCAAGACAUUUUGGACACCCUGUUUUCCAUUCUGGAUGACAACACUGACAAGUAUGGUCCUCUGGUGUUUCAGUCACUGGUGUUCAUCAUUAAUCUGCUCAGGGACAGCAAGUACUAUCACUUCCGUCCCGUCAUGGACACUUACAUCCAGAAGCACUUUGCUGGAGCGCUGGCGUACAAAGAGUUGAUCCGCUGUCUGAAGUGGUACAUGGACCGUUCUGCAGAAGUGGUAAAACAGGACCACAUUCAGGAGGCCAUGAGGGCUCUGGAGUACCUGUUGAAGUUCAUUAUCCAGUCUCGGAUCCUAUACUCCCGUGCUACCUGUGGUAUGGAGGAAGAACAGUUCAGAGCCAGCAUCCAAGAGCUCUUCCAGUCCAUCCGCUUUGUCCUCAGUCUGGACAGCCGUAGCUCUGAGACACUCAUCUUCACACAGACCCCUCAGGUCUCCCAGCCUGACUCUGGACAGGGGCAGCCCCCCGGCCCCAACAGCUGUACUCAGGCCUGGAGCUCCAAUGCUCCUCGCCCCUCUCCUCUCUCAGCGGCACUCCUGAACUCGUUCCCGGCCAUCUUUGACGAACUGCUUCAGAUGUUUACAGUCCAGGAAGUGGCAGAGUUUGUACGGGGCACAUUGGGCAGCAUGCCUAGCACUGUACACAUCGGACAGUCCAUGGACGUCGUCAAACUGCAGUCCAUCGCUCGCACCGUUGACAGUCGCCUAUUCUCCUUCCCAGAGUCUCGUAGGAUCCUGCUUCCCGUGGUCCUGCAUCACAUCCACCUCCACCUGAGACAGCAGAAAGAGCUGCUCAUCUGUUCUGGCAUCCUCAGCAGUAUCUUCUCCAUCAUCAAGACCAGCUCUCUGGACACCCCGGUGCAGGAGGACAUAGAGAUGAUGGUCGAGUCUCUCCUAGAUGUGCUACUCCAGACCCUGCUGGCCAUCAUGAGCAAGUCUCAGUCCCAGGAGGCGGUAAGAGGCCAGCGCUGCCCACAGUGCACGGCUGAGAUCACUGGAGAGUAUGUGUCCUGCCUUCUAUCCCUGCUGCGUCAGAUGUCUGAAAUCCAUUUCCAACAUCUGCUGGACAACUUCCAGAGCAAAGAGGAGCUGAAGGAGUUCCUGUUGAAGAUAUUUUGUGUGUUUCGUAACCUGAUGAAGCUCAGUGUCUUUCCCCGGGACUGGAACGUGAUGAGGCUGCUGACCAGCAACAUCAUAGUGACGACAGCCCAGUGUCUGUCCCCGGCUCUGAACAAAAACUUCACCGAAGCUGACUUUGAUUUCAAGGUGUGGAACUCAUACUUCAGUCUGGCUGUUCUAUACAUCAACCAGCCCAGCCUACAAUUAGAGAGCACCACACCAGCUAAGAGGAAGAAUGUGUUGGACAAGUAUGGUGACAUGAGGGUGAUGAUGGCCUACGAGCUCUUCAGCAUGUGGCAGAACCUUGGUGAGAACAAGAUCCACUUCAUCCCAGGUAUGAUAGGUCCGUUCCUGGGUGUGACCCUGGUGCCUCAGGGGGAGGUCAGGAACAUCAUGAUCCCUAUCUUCCACGAUAUGAUGGACUGGGAGCAGAGGAAGAACGGGAACUUCAAACAGGUGGAGGCAGAGCUGAUUGACAAGCUAGACAGUCUGGUGUCUGAGGGGAAAGGAGACGAGAACUACCGAGAACUAUUCAGCCUGCUAACCCAGCUCUUUGGGCCUUACCCCAGCCUGCUGGAGAAGAUUGAGCAGGAGACUUGGAGGGAGACGGGAAUCUCCUUCGUCACCUCUGUCACACGGCUGAUGGAACGUCUGCUGGACUACAGGGACUGCAUGAAAGGAGACGAGACAGAGAACAAGAAGAUUGGCUGUACUGUCAACCUGUUGAACUUCUACAAGUCAGAGAUCAACAAGGAGGAGAUGUACAUCCGCUACAUCCACAAGCUGUGUGGCAUGCACCUCCAGGCUGAGAACUACACAGAGGCUGCGUUCACUCUGCUGUUGUACUGGGAGCUGCUGCAUUGGGAGGAGAGGCCUCUGAGGGAGUUCUUACACUACCCAGGCCAGAGCGAGUGGCAUCGCAAAGAGGGCCUCUGUCGUAAGGUCAUCAACUACUUCAACAAGGGCAAGUGCUGGGAGUAUGGGAUACCGCUGUGCAGAGAGCUGGCUUACCAGUAUGAGACCUUAUACGACUACCAAAGCCUCAGCUGGAUAAGGAAAAUGGAGGCAGCGUACUAUGACAACAUCAUGGAGCAGCAGCGUCUAGAGCCAGAGUUCUUCAGGGUGGGCUUCUACGGACGCAAGUUCCCCUUCUUCCUAAGAAACAAGGAGUUUGUCUGCCGUGGUCAUGACUACGAACGUUUAGAAGCCUUCCAGCAAAGGAUGCUGGGAGAAUUCCCACAAGCCAUUGCCAUGCAACACCCAAACCAACCAGAUGAGGCCAUUUUACAGUGUGACGCCCAGUACCUCCAGAUCUACGCUGUUUCAGCGGUACCCGAGAACGUCAACGUUCUCCAGAUGGACCGGGUUCCAGACCGCAUCAAGAGCUUCUACCGAGUCAACAACGUGCGCCGCUUUCGCUACGACCGGCCCUUCCACAAAGGAUCCAAAGACCGAGAGAACGAGUUCAAGAGCUUGUGGAUCGAGAGGACUACGCUGAUCCUGACACAUCCUCUUCCUGGUAUUUCCCGCUGGUUUGAGGUGGAGAAGAGAGAGCUGAUUGAGGUGAGUCCUCUGGAGAAUGCCAUCUACGUGGUGGAGAACAAGAACCAUGAGCUGCGGACCCUGAUCAGCCAGUACCAACACAAGCAGCUCCAUGGCAACAUCAACCUGCUCUCCAUGUGUCUCAAUGGGGUCAUUGACGCUGCCGUCAACGGGGGCAUCGCUAGAUACCAGGAGGCCUUCUUUGAUAAGGAGUACAUCGGCAGUCACACAGAGGACACAGAGAAGAUCACUUCUCUCAAAGACCUCAUGCAGGAACAGGUUCACAUCCUGGGGGCGGGGCUUGCGGUCCAUGACAAGCUGGUGCACCCUGAAAUGCGUCCCCUGCACAAGAAACUAAUAGACCAGUUCCAAAUGAUGAGGAGCAGUCUCUAUGGUCUGCCAGGGCUGGACAAGCUGAGUCCUGCCUGUUCUGGUGCCAGUACCCCGAGAGGCAUCCUGGCUACGCACAGCCCCAUGAGCCCCGACAGCUUCAAAGUCAUGCACAGGCACAGUCCACUGAAUCUGCUGGGGUCUAUCCGCCACUCGUCCUCCUCACUGUCCUCUCACACCUCCAGUGAGACGGGUAAUCUGGUGAUCCUGACGGACGGCAUGGUGGUGGAGCACCCCGAGGACGUCUACCGUAUGCAGGUCUGUCUCCACGCGAGGGUAGUGCCUGCUGUACCCACAGACAGGACUCUCAGCCAUCCAAGUCCUUCCUCCUCCAGCCUGAGCUCCACCCACUCAGCACCCUCCCAGAUGGUCAACUCCUCCAACAGCAUCAGAGUAGGCUCCCCGUCGCUGCCGGAGAAAUACCGGAACAACCGUGAGAUGUUGAUGCUGCUGCCUCCUCACCGGGAGAGACCCAGCUCCGCCAUGUACCCCAACAUCACUGAGAACGGACAGGUACAGCCAACCAACUUCCAGCGAGCGUUGUUCCACCAGGUGAUUGGUCCAUGCAAGCCCUGCAGCGACCCUAACCUGUCUGUGGCAGAGAAAGUCCUGACCACCCCCAGCAGCUGGAGUCUGGACAGUGGCACCAGAGAGGUGCUGCCGUUCCUGUCCGCCCACGUUGGGAGUGUGAUGGCCCCACCUAUCCCGCCCCGCAGCCUGCCCCACGGACACUUCUCCAUGCACUUUGAUGCUUUCCACCACCAGAUCAGCGACCUCCCUCCAGCUCUCCCUGCGCGCUCCUCUUUACGAAAGUCAGCCUUGCACCCUAUACCUGCCUCGCCCACCAGUCCCCAGUCCCAGUCCGGCCUGGAUGGCAGUAACUCUACUCUCUCCGGUAGCGCCUCCUCCGGCGUCUCCUCCCUGAGCGAGAGCAACUUCAUGGGCCAGUCAUGUUCCACCGAGUCCCAUGGAACAACCAGACACCCAGCAGAUGCCCUGGACACUGUCUCCGUCACCCCCAGCAUGGCACACUCUACCUGGGCCACGGACGGAGAGGACCUGGGCAUGGACUCCCCCUCUGGUUCCUACCUGCCUGUGCGCUAUAGUGUCUCUGAGUCAGAGGUCCUGGAUGGCUCUAAGCCCCCUCCCUGUCGUAGCCACUCCUCUCCCGGGGUGAUCACCCCACUCAUCACCAAUAUUGUGGUUCCAAUCAGCCCUGUCCUCCCAGAGGCCCAUACCCUUAACAUCCAGAACCUGCCCCACUACCGCCACCAGCCUCCGCCCGCCCUGCCCCCCAAGCCCUACCUGAGAGAGGGGUGUAUUCCUGAGGAGGACGGGUGUAUUUCCGCCAGGCCCAUGCCCAUGCCACGCAAGAUCUCUCAGCCUCUCAUCACCUCUAAGGAAGAGCAGGCCAAAGUGGCGUGGGAGCACGGCAUCGCCGAAGAGUGAAGAGGAGGCCUGGGGGUGUAUUCAGACAGUGAUGUGAAACAUUCUGAACGUUUCAGAUAGAAAUAGAUUAGAUAGAGCGGACGCACAUGAUUUCCCCUUAUUCUUUCUGACAGACAAUCAUAUAUGUUCUACAUUUAAAUAUAUUUCUAUCUGAAUGUUCUGUAAUGUUACAUUCUCCUGAACUGGCACUUGGUUGGUCGAGGCAUGGUUGGUCGAGGCAUGCCCAUUGGGACAGUGACACAUGUUUUGUUGUUUUGGCUCUGUAGUCCAGCACUUUGAAUUUAGAAUGAUACAUUGCCUAUGAGGUUAAAGUGCACUGUGCUUACAGCACUCAAUGUACAUAGUCCCCCCAUUUUAAGGGACUAAAAGUAUUGGAACAAAUUCACUUAUAUUUAUUACAGUAGUAACAAGUUAAGUAUUUGGUCCCAUAUUCCUAUCACUACAUGGUUACAUCAAGCUUGUGACAAAUGAUGUUGAAUGCUUGUGCUGUUUGUUUUGGUUGUGUUUCAGAUUAGUUUGUACCCAAUAUAAAUGAAUGGUAAAUCAUGUAUUGUGUUUUAUUGUAAAUAAGAAUAGAAUAUGUUUCUAAACACUUCUACAUUCAUGUGGAUUCGACCAUGAUUACGGAUAAUCCUGAAUGAAUCUUGAAUAAUAAUGAGUGAGAAAGUUACAGAUGCAGAAAAUAUCACCCACCCACCACCACCACACCUGCCUAACAUCCCCUGUUAUUGUAAUGGUGAGAGGUUAGCAUGUCUUUUGGGGGGGUAUAGUAUAAAAUGCUAACCUCCCCAGUUAUUGUAAUGGUGAGAGGUUAGCAUGUCUUGAGGUUAUGAUAUAAAAUGCUAUCCUCCCCUGUUAUUGUAAUGGUGAGAGGUUAGCAUGUCUUGGGGUAUGAUAUAAAAUGCUAACCUCCCCUGUUAUUGUAAUGGUGAGAGGUUAGCAUGUCUUGGGGGUAUGAUAUAAAAUGCUAUCCUCCCCUGUUAUUGUAAUGGUGAGAGGUUAGCAUGUCUUGGGGUAUGAUAUAAAAUGCUAACCUCCCCUGUUAUUGUAAUGGUGAGAGGUUAGCAUGUCUUGGGGGUAUGAUAUAAAAUGCUAUCCUCCCCUGUUAUUGUAAUGGUGAGAGGUUAGCAUGUCGUUCUUGGGAGUAUGAUAUUUGUAACUUUCUCACUCAUCAUUAUUCAUUCAGGGCGGAGCACAAUUGGCCCAGCAUCAUCCUAGUUGGGGGGGGGGGCUUGGCCGGGGGUGUAGAAAAUAGUCAAUAAUUAAUUAUUUUGUCAUAUGUUAAGCACAAAUUGUCAUCCAAUAGGCUUUGAUUAAAUUUCCAAUAUCCCCGCCCACGUGGAAAUUCUGUAAGAGUUCUAUGAAGGCCAAUUAGAUGGUGGUCUGAUCAGUCAGUCUCCUGUUUAAUACUUGUUUUACUUUUGAUGCCAGCAAAAUAAGAAUGUGUUCUUAACUGAUUUGCCUAAUUAAAUAAAGGUUAAAUAAAAAAUUAAAUUCAUGAUUAAUUAAGGACUGUCCAUAAUCAUGGUAGCAUGUAGACGUGUUUAGAAACGUAAUCUAUUCGUAUUUACAAUAUGUGACUCCAAAAUGACACAAUACAAUAUUUACCAUUCAUUUCUAUACGAAUAUGGGACCAAAUAUGAAUCUUUGGACUACUUCAAUCAAUACACAUAUAAGUGAAUUUGUCUCAAUACUUUCGGUCCACUAAAAUGGGACCAUGUACCAAAAAGUAGUGUAAUUUCUAAAACGGUCCAGCCGAUAUGGAUGAAAAUACCCUCAAAUUAAAGCUGACCGUCUGCGCUUUAACCUCCUAGUCAUUGUAUCAGUUCAAAUCUGAAGUGCUGGACUACAGAGCCAAAACAACAACAACAAAUGUCACUCCCCUGAUACUUUUGGAGCUCACUGUAGUUUACAUGUUGUUAACAAUUAAAGCCAACCCGUCUGUUUUGCCCCAUAGUUACGCACGCAUCGGUUUUGUUGCUAAACAACCAAUGUGUGUGUGUGUGUGUGUGUGUGUGUGUGUGUGUGUGUGUGUGGUAUGGGGCUCAGUCUUUUAAUUUGAGUGCUUAUUUGAAUGUUCUUUCUCUAAAUUGUCUCACGUAUUACUUGCACAGACCUUUUGGAAACAUUUAAAUCUGUACAGUAAUUCUAAUUUAUUGAUAGUUCAGGUCCACAUGCAGGUUCCAAAUCAUUGCACAAAGGGAAAACAUGGAUUUUUUUGAACCAAUUACCAGACAUUUAAUUAAUUUAGUUAAUUGAAGCAAAGCUGGGAUCGAGUAAAGCUUGCUAGACCAUGACCUAUGACCUUUUUCCGUUUUAGAGAAGCCGCACUUUAGCACUUAGUUCUGCAGCACCAAAAACCACUUGUUUUAGUCUAUUCACACUUGUAUUGUAUGAAGAAAUGAAGAUGGGUUAAGUAGACUCUUGAGUUGUAUUGGGCUUUGGAUAGAUUAGUAUUAUUGUUGAGGUGUGGUAGUCUUUAUAUUACGAUUGUUUAUUAAUUAACUUACCUUUUUAUAGGACACGAAAGUGGUAUUGGUGUAAUAAUAAUGAACUCAGCGAUGCAACUAGCUGAGAGAGAGAGAGAGAGAGGGCGAUCAGAACAGAUCACGCCUCUUGAUAAACACACACUUCAUCCUCCUUACGAAUUAUCCUCUCAGGCAGAGCAUUGCCUCGACAGACAGACAGUAAGAGGCUUAAAUAGUGUUGCGAUGCUUCAUUACACAGUCGUCCUCUUUAUAGCUGUGCGCUGCCACAGCCAGAUCACUCAGCCACUACAAAGACUUAUUAUCCAUUAUGGUUAGGGAAUAACUGCCUGGCUGGUGAAUACAAGCCAUUUCAAAGAUGUCACUUUGCAGUCUUAAAGGCUGCUUAAAGUCUUUAUUUUGGGUUGGUUGGUUUAUUAAAAGGUUAUUUUCUGUUCAGUUGGCAGCAUGUUACACACUACAGUACAAAGAAAAGUCUAUAUUUUUUCGAGGAGAUGAAAAUCUGCAAGUUUAUUAUUAUGUGUAGUUAAAUAAUUAUAUAUAAUAUAUUAAUAUUAGAUUAUUUAUACAUGAAUCCCUAUAUCACGGAUUGACUGACGGGAAUUGAUGACUUGAUGAUGACUAUGUAAAAACAGAACAAUAUGCAAGAUAAGACAAGGGCAUUAAAGCCACUGUAGCUGCUUAGUGAUGUGCACUUGUAUCUGGGAAGACAUGAACAUUGGAAUAACAUAAUUUAGAUGGAUGAUAUUUAUAGAAAAAAAACGAUUAUUAUAAUUGUGUUAUUUUUAUUUUUAUUUUAUUUGGUACUUGUAUGUGUGCAUGUUCCAUUCAGUGAAAUAAGUGAUUUAACCCUGGCUAGUACUGCCCACUGGACUACCUGACGCAUGCUAGGAACAGAGAAUAGACUGAACUAAAGAUAUCCUUGUUUCUAAUCAUUGAUAUGUAUUGACUAUUCAGUGCUGAUCACAAUGUACAGCUGAUUCUGCUUUUAGAUGUAUGUAUGCCUCCUCCUCCCUGCCUCCUAUUGAGAGAAACUCCAAUGACUAUCUCCUGUAUCUACCUUAGUGAUUUGAUCUGCUUUGUGACAACACUGCUGGUGCUUCACAGACACAGAUCCUGGAUCAGAGCCUGCUCCACAUCUAAUUCCUUUUCUCUUCCAGCUUGUUGUUCAGGUGUUGUGUGUGCCUCUCUCUCUCUCUCUCUCUCUGCAUCUCUGUCUCUCUCUGUCUCUCUCUGUCUCUCUGUCUCUCUCUGUCUCUCUCUCUCUGUCUCUCUCUCUCUGUCUCUCUCUCUCUGUCUCUCUCUCUCUGUCUCUCUCUCUCUGUCUCUCUGUCUCUGUCGCUCUCUCUCUGUCUCUCUCUCUGUCUCUCUCUCUCUCUCUCUCUCUCUCUCCCUCUCUCUCUCUCUCUCUCUCUCUCUCUCUCUCUCUCUCUCUCUCUCUCUCUCUCUCUCUCUCUCUCUCUCUCUCUCUCUCUCUCUCUCUCUCUCUCUCUCUCUCUCUCUCUCUCUCUCUCUCUCUCUCUCUCUCUCUCACAUUAGACCUAAGGUCUGUUGUUUUGGAUAGUUGAAAGGAGAGAUUUGAUAACCAUGAAGUGGGGUAUUUCUCAUUAUUUAUAAGACUGUCUUUCUCUCACCUGUGUAAAUAGAUUUGUUUUUAUUUUAUUAACAUUAUUGUAUAUCAUUACCAUAGUACAAAAUGUUGGACUUGUAGCUAAUAGAGAUACUACAGCUUCUAUUGACCAUUUACCUUUUUCAAGAGGCAUUAUUCUAACGAGACGGUUACAGGAAGUGUGUGUUUCUGUUUGUGCGCGUGUGUGUAGAUACUGUACGUGUAGACUGGCUUCAAUUCAACCAUCCGAUCUUGAGAACGUUUUCUUAUUUUUCUUUUUUUGGACGGUUCUCUCAUGUCCUGAUGUUCUCCUUCCUGUCUCAGAAGGGACAUGGCUACAUACAGUAUAAACUACUCUAAGUAAUGGGGUAAAGGUGCAGGCCUCCUUAUGUAGAAGGACUUUUAUUUUGAAAUGAAUUAACUGAAUUGAAUUUAUUUUCGAAUGUUUAUAUGUAGCUAAUAGAGAACGUAUAUGAUAUUGGAACACAUGAUAUGACACUUGAAACAUGUCAAAAGUAAUGUCACACACUACUACUAUCCUGUCUAUGGCUGUUUUGUGUCCGUUAUGUGAUGAUUGUACUCUUUGUGAUGAUGGCUCAAGAGAAGAGUGUUGAAAAUGCACCUAGAAGGUUGUCCAUUGUCCUGUGAGAAGGACUUAGACACACACACACACACACACACACACACACACACACACACACACACACACACACACACACACACACACACACACACACACACACACACACACACACACACACACACACACACACACACACACACACACACACACACACACACACACCAGCUGGCUUCCUUCCAGGCUCGGACAGACCGAGGGGAACCUGUAGUGAGGUGGGACACUUGAUUGAAUCCCCUAAGAGCAAUCAAACUUAAUCAGCCCACUCACAUAUUCUAGUCAGCAAAUAGGUGCACUUACUCUCCCACUGCCCCCUAAAUGACAACCUAUUCCCUAUCAUGUGUGCUACUUUUGACCAUAGCCCAUAUAACUGUAGUCCCCUACUUUUGACCAGGGUCCCCUCGUCAGCAGGGCUCACCCACUUUCACCUCCUGGCCUGGCACUCCUGAUCUACUAAGACGAAUCAUCAUUCUAAGUGUAAGAGGAUUGAAGAGUUGAAGGAUGUGAUAUGAGAGGAGAAAAUACGGGCUUCUGAUAUAGAGGACUAAUAUAGUCACUACUGGUAUGCAAAUAAUAUACAUGACAAGGCCAAAACCUCGGAACACUACUGCAGACUGGUUGAAUGAUAUGAUGGUUGUGUGGUGUGAAGAAGUGAUUUUAUUUGAACGUGUGUUCGUGGAUAACACAAGCCAGUGUAACACUAUCAGUUACUUAUGAUAGGUAUCUCUAUGAGCUAUGUUGCUGAAAAGGCAGGAAAUCCUCCUUGAUUUCAAUAAACUUUUCAAAUCAUAAAUGUAAAUAAUUUAAAAAAUAAUAAUAGCAUACUUUCAUUCAUUAUUAUUUUAUUUCAAUAUGAUCAGAGGAUAUGAAGAAGGAACAUGUUAUGCAUAUGACCUAUGCAGUCUCUCAAUGUAUUUGAUUUAUUUAUAUAAAUACACACAUAUAUAUAUAUAUAUACUGAACAAAAAUAUGAACGCAACAUGCAACAAUUUCAAAGAUUUUGCUGCGUUACAGUUCAUUUUAGGAAAUCUGUUAACUUAAAUUCAUUAGGCCCUAAAUCUAUGGAUUUCAGAUAACUGGGCAGGGGUGCAGCCAUGGGUGGGCCUGGGAGGACAUAGGCCCACCCACUUGGCAGUCAGGCCCUCCCACUGGGGAACCAGGCCAAGCCAAUCAAAAUACGUUGUCCCCCACAAAAUGGCUUUAUUACAGACAGAAAUAAUCCUCAACAACAGUGGAGAAAGCUUAUGGUAGAGACUUUAACAUUCAAGUAUCUGGAAACAGCUCUGUGUUGUGUGACAAAACUGCACAUUUUAGAGUGGCCUUUUAUUGUCCCCAGCACAAGGUACACCUGUGUAAUGAUCAUGCUGUUUAAUCAGCUUCUUGAUAUGCCACACCUGUCAGGUGGAUGGUGCUCACUAACAUGGAUGUAAACAAAUUUGUGAACAAAAUUAGAGAAAUCAGCUUUUUGCGCGUAUGCAAAAUGUCUCGGAUUUUUUCUUUUAGCUCAUGAAACAUGGGACCAACACUUUACAUAUUGCAAAUAUUUAUUUUUGUUCAGUAGAAAUUCCCUUAUUGUUUUCUACUCAAACAAUUAUUCCAUACACACUUGACGUUCAAACACACACAUUACAAUUGAUCUGUGUCUAGUAUAUUGAGUAUAUCCAGCAGAAUGACACACUGUUCUGGGAACUGGGUACAGAGUAUUUGAUUAUGUGUAGCCUAUCAUUUAAUAUGAAUAAACGGUUGUUUAGUCUUACUUUGUGGCAAGUCAAUGUAAAAUAAAGGUUAAAUAAAUCAAAUAUAAAAUGGAGCCAGUUGAGGGGAAUAGGAAGCAAGAACGGAACUCAUGAAAGUGUUUUUUUUUUCAGUCGUUCUUUGUAAAUAUAGAAAACUGCAGUAGGAUCUAGGAUGGGGGGGGUACAAUGGCAGUACAAGUUACAAAUGAGGCGUACAAAUGGGGGUACAAAACAUUUUUGAAAUCAUUGCAGUUCUUUACCUCCAGACCACCUUGUCAGGCUCUUCUCGCUUGUCUUUAAAUAACCAUAACAACGCAGUGUAUUUAUAAGGCUAAAAAGGGCAAACCAUGUAAAGAUUGUGAUUAUUAUUUGUCUGCCUUGUACUUUCUGAUGUAAAUGUGUUUUUAAAACAUAGAAAAACUAGACAAAAACAUACAAAAAACGUGACUUAUUUCAUUUUGCCUAAUUAUUUUGAUGAUUAUUUUGUGUGUUUUGCAUCAUUUCUGGACAGUUAGCGAGAUACGUUCUACUUCUGUCACUCUUACGGAAUACAAAACCUUUAAUUACUCUAAAAGUAAUUCAUUGUAUAUAUUGUGUUAGCAUGAAUCAACUGUGAUGUGGAUUUUAGAUGUAAAUACAUACACACUUUUUCCUACUCACUUCAAACUACUGUGAUGUGGAAUUUAUUAAUUAGUAUUAAUGCUUAACAUUAAAGAUCAUGUUUUAUUGACUCA